Microthlaspi erraticum is the source of this 384-nucleotide messenger RNA. NCBI's taxonomy places the organism in Eukaryota, Viridiplantae, Streptophyta, Magnoliopsida, Brassicales, Brassicaceae. The record is from the annotation of a GenBank genome assembly.
AUGUUCUUCUUCCGGGUCAGCGAGGCCACGAUGGGCGACUUCGACUUUGGUCGAAUCCGAACGGAGUGGGCGACUAGCGUUGUUGUAGAUCCAGUACCGAACAACCCGGGGAUUGAUUACCUCGUCGAGCGACUCGGAAGGGAAAAGGUGAACUGGAGUACUUUUACUCCGGAACGGAUCCGUCGAGUUCUCAGCUCUCCUCCUGCUCCUCCUCCAGCUGAUCUUCCGGUUAGAUCGGCGCAAGAUUCUAGCUCCGCUUCUUCUGUUCCUCCUCUCUCACGCAGAUCGAAAAUGCCUCGUCGUCAGCCUCUCAGAUCCCGGACCGCAAAGGGUGCCAAGGCGCUUCCUCGGGUGGAAGUCGAGUUCGUGCCGGCGAGUUCGUAA